AUGGCGCUGAUGUUAAUGCGCAAGCCUGACACUAAUCGCGCCCACGAAGAUAUUGCUCGGCUGCUCAUCAACCAAGGUGCCGAUGUAACUGCUCAGUUUGGUAGCCAGGCCAAUGCCUUGCAGGCAGCCUCGUCAGCAGGCCAUCUAAGCAUGGUCAAGCUUUUGAUUCACCAUGGCGCUUUGAUCGACGUACCAGGCGGUUUUUAUGGCAGCGCAGUCCAGGCUGCCUACUGGAAAGGUAUCGAGCAAGUUGUGGAGGCUCCACUUUAA
This is a messenger RNA of Parastagonospora nodorum SN15, 270 nucleotides long. RefSeq lists its product as hypothetical. Lineage: Eukaryota; Fungi; Ascomycota; Dothideomycetes; Pleosporales; Phaeosphaeriaceae. Gene Ontology annotation, molecular function: protein binding. Bases 1 to 270 code for a protein of 89 amino acids. The record is from RefSeq and is a predicted model, not a curated record. The transcript is spliced from 2 exons.